GGUGGCCACAUUUGAAGCUGAAUCCAAUUCUGAUCCGGCAACAAUGCAGACAAUUCUCAGCUUAUGCCUUUUCUUAAUACUCUUAGCCAGAGGGACUGCACUACAGUGUGAAAUUUGCACGGACCUAGGCCACAACUGUACUGGGAAAAUAGAGACCUGCCCACCUGAUCAUGACUUUUGCGGCACCACAUUGUUUGAAAGUAAACAUGAAGACAUAUUGGUUCAUGGCAUUAUUAAGAACUGCAUUCCAUCCAGCGUGUGUGCAGCUGGUUCUGCUGAUAUAAACUUGGGUGACAAAGGAAGAUCGAGGACUCAUGUUUUCUGCUGUCAGGGUGAUGCUUGCAAUGCAGCCACUGCAGCCAAAUUUAUGUCUUCAGAAGCCAAGAUCAAUGGUCUGCAGUGCCCCGCUUGCUACGCUUCGCUCGAUGAGACAUGCAGUGAUGCAGACAUGGUCAACUGCGUUGGAUCUGAGCUUCAGUGUAUCAAUUUGGCUGGAUAUGUCAAUGAUGGUGAAUCGUCUCAGAGGAUCGCCAUGAAGGGUUGUGCCACCCCGUCAGUUUGCAGUGCUAGUGUCGGAGGCGCGGCGACAUUUGCAGGCAUCAGUUCAGCGAUAACAAAGCUUGAGUGCACACCAGCCUCCAGCACAGCCAGCCCGUCGCCUGGACUGUCUGGACUCCUUCUUUCAGCAAUUGUUGGAUUUCUGCUGGUGAAGCUCUGAUCCUCGUUGACUGACUGUCUUUGCUAAUGCAUCGU
Molecule: messenger RNA, 753 nt
Organism: Euleptes europaea (tarantolino)
Lineage: Eukaryota; Metazoa; Chordata; Lepidosauria; Squamata; Sphaerodactylidae
Product: phospholipase A2 inhibitor and Ly6/PLAUR domain-containing protein-like
Exons: 5
Coding region: 44-718 (224 amino acids)
Cellular component (GO): extracellular region
Molecular function (GO): phospholipase inhibitor activity
Source: RefSeq, a predicted model, not a curated record